This is a messenger RNA of Brassica rapa (field mustard), 3247 nucleotides long. Its product is annotated as germin-like protein subfamily 1 member 8. The record is from RefSeq and is a predicted model, not a curated record. Lineage: Eukaryota; Viridiplantae; Streptophyta; Magnoliopsida; Brassicales; Brassicaceae. Gene Ontology annotation, molecular function: manganese ion binding.
GGGGUGGAGUAUUUGGAACAUGGUUUUAAAUUUUAAAAAAUAAAAAAUUAAAAUUAAAAUUUUCAAAAUAAUAAGGGCUAUUUUGGUUAUUUUCGUUCUUGAGAUCUAUUUUUGUGACAAAACCUUAAAAAUAAUUAUUUGAGAGAAUUUCCCAAAGUUUAUCCUAUAUUAAUAAAUUUAUUUUUGUAUAAAAAUAUUAUAUAGUGUACGAAUUUAAUCCAUUUUAAGAUGAAUGAUAAUUUAUUUAAAUGAAACAAUUUUAAUGGUUUUUGUUAAUUCACCUAUUUAAUAUAGUUUUAUCAUAUUAGUUCAAGGGGAAAUUACAUGUUUACCACUUUCAUGGUACCACUUUUCAUUUUUACCACCCCUAAGAAGACAUUUUCAAAAAUACCUUCUUCAUUAAGUGGCAAAAGACUCUUAUGCUCUUGUUAUUUAUAUAUAUAAUACAUCAUUAUUUAAAUAAAAAAUAAUAAUAAAAAAGUAAUAAAUAAAUAAAAUAUAAAAUAAAAUAAAAUUAAAAGUAAAAUUAAAAAAGUAAGAUUUUGUUAAAUUUUUUUCAACAGAUUUUGUUAUAAUUAAAAAAAAUUAUAGUUGAUUUAUUAUUAAUGUAAAUAAUCAAAUAUGUCAUAUCAACUAAUUUUUAAGUGGUUCUACUAUGACUUAUUAAUGGUAGAUAAAAAUAGACUCUAAAUUAAUAGAUUAGAUUUGUAUAGACGUUUUGUUAGGAAAAAAAAUUAAUGAUUUGUUCUAAAAUUUUAUAAACUAAAAUAUUAGUAACAGACUAAAAGUAUAACAUUUUUUUUUGUAACUUAAGUAUAACAUUUUUAGAAGAUUAACAAACAAUAAAUUAAAAUAACUCAUUGUGGACAUGAUUUUAUGGUUCCUUGUUGCUUAAUGAAACAAUAAAACAAAAAAGAAAAACAAAAUCACCAAGUUCAUAUGUUUCAUUUUUCAAGUUAGCUCUACAACCCAUGCAAUUUGAAAGAUUAUUAAAAUCGUCACGUAUAAACUUAUAAACAAUCUUAUUAUCAAAUAGACCUUUGCGGUCGCUUGUAUGACUGAGUCAAUGCCAUCACUUGGCAUUUUAAACUUCAAGUACAUGAUCUUUUCAACUAAAGUUAUAAUCUUCUUUAUUUUGUGCAUUUAAUUAAGAUAUUACUAACAUAAACAUGGUAGCAACAAAUAACUCCCAACAUAAUGCAACUUCAGGGAUGCCGGUGUAAUCAACAUUUUACCAUUUCAAACUUCGAGAUAAUGAAAGCUACAAUUUAACAUGGUAACAAUAUAAUAAUUUAAACGGCAACCAACGUAAUACGACUUUCAGAGAACACGGUUGAAUAAGUUUUACCAAUUCAGAUCUUAGAUGAUUAAAGCUACAUGUUGGAGUUCUUUAGAUUAAGGAAUCAAUGUAGCAGAUAUAUACGUAUUGACGUGUUCAACACCCAAAAUCUUCUAUAAAUUGAACUCCUUUUCUCACAAGUUUCUCACAUCUUCAUUGGAACCAAAAAAAAACAAAGAGAUUAACAAUAAUUAAUCCUUAUUUUCUUCAGAAUAUACUAUAUACACAUACACUUGGCAAUGAAGAGUCUCUCUUGUAUUGCAGUUCUAUCUCUCUUGGCUUUGACACUUCCAUUAGCCAUUGCUUCUGAUCCAAGCCCCCUUCAAGAUUUCUGCGUUGGUGUCAAUACACCAGCAAGUGGAGUGUUUGUGAAUGGAAAGUUCUGCAAGGAUCCAAGGAUCGUUAACGCAGAUGACUUCUUUUCCUCAGUACUCAACAGACCUGGAAAUGUAAAUAACGCUGUUGGGUCCAAUGUGACAACCGUCAAUGUUAACAACCUUGGUGGAUUGAACACCCUUGGAAUCUCACUUGUUCGUAUAGACUAUGCACCCAACGGUCAGAACCCACCUCACACUCACCCACGUGCCACUGAGAUCUUGAUUGUCCAACAAGGAACCUUGCUUGUAGGGUUUGUCUCUUCAAACCAAGAUGGAAACCGUCUUUUCGCCAAAACGCUCAAUGUUGGUGAUGUAUUUGUGUUUCCAGAAGGACUCAUCCAUUUCCAGUUCAACCUAGGACGAACUCCAGCGGUUGCAAUCGCUGCGUUGAGCAGCCAAAACGCAGGUGUUAUCACGAUUGCUAACACAGUGUUUGGGUCUAACCCAGCUAUAGACCCUAAUGUUCUUGCAAGGGCAUUCCAGAUGGAUGCUAAUGUCAUCAGGGAUUUACAAAAUAGGUUCUAAUAAAAUAAGAAAUGUCGUACUUGGAAUUGCUUUAUAUUACGUUCUUUGUUCAGAAUAAUGAUUACAAAAUCAGUAUGAUGUAUGAUGUUGUUUGUUUGUUUUUAUCUUAACUGAAGUUUUUUCAGUGAAUAAAUAAUCUUGUGCUAAAGGUCAGGUGGCUAAUUAGUUUAGAACUUUAUAUUAGUAAUUUAGUAUUGAGCAUGUUGUGCCUAAGGUUCAUGAGGCUUUAAACAAACAGUAAACUAAUGCUGUCUUCUGAAACUAAUAUAUAAUUAUGAUUUAUAAAUUUAUAUAAAUAGCUAGAAAAUAAUAAAUAUUUUUUGUAUCAUUAACGGUGAUAGAUGAGGUAUCUUCAUCAUCAUCUUUAAUCUACUAUCUGGGCUAGACGCCAACUUUCUGCCUCAGAGGAUGCAAUCUGGAUAGUUUCCAAAGGGGAAAUUUUUUUUUCGUUGAAUUUUUUUCCGUUUCGAACUUUCCAGUUGUACCUACCAUAUGAUCCAAGGCACAAAGGCAAGGAGAGAACCCAGAACUUUUAAUUCUGUUGCGCGCCAUAGAAGGUGAUCAAGGUUGCUAUAUAUCUAAGUGCAGGAGAAUAACCCCUGAGAAUGAGAAAUGUUCAAUAGUGACCAAGCUUGGACGAGAGAGGACAUUAAUUCAAAGAGCAUAUGUUUACGUGUUUCCUCUUCUACGCCACAGCGUGGGCAGGUAUUGUCAGUGCCGCAAUGGUGGUCAGAGAGCGAACUACAAACCGGAACAUAAUUGGAUAUCGCUUGCCAAAAUAAUGUUUGAUCUUUUUGGUUGUCUUCAUCGACCAUACUUUGGCUUUCAGGCCAGUGGUACUAGGUUAUAUGAUUUGAUCCAGUUCAAAUACUUCUAUUGUUUCCAUAGCUAGGUCAUAUCCUGAUUUGAAGCUCCUGAUUUGGUGAGGUUCCAAUAGAAGCUUCUGGUUAAAAAAAAAAGAAAAAUCUUCAAUUUUGGCGUAGAAACCCACGUAAAUAUAUAAAAA